Messenger RNA from Sphenostylis stenocarpa, 449 nucleotides. Lineage: Eukaryota; Viridiplantae; Streptophyta; Magnoliopsida; Fabales; Fabaceae. The record is from the annotation of a GenBank genome assembly.
AUGUGCUUCAUGGUGGCUGGCUGUGAGCUUGGUCAUGUUCAGAUGCGGCGACUCAGAACUGGCAGUGGAGCUGGCGAUUCGUUGCACAGGGGGAGUGCGGCGAUUCAAGUGAGGCUAGUGGCUCACAGAGGAGGGUGCUGGUGUCUCGCUUUCUCCGAUUCUCAUUAUGCUCUCACUAAACUUGCUCAUUCCUUCCUCGACCUUCCUCGCGCGCUUUUGAACUUGCCAAACUUGUCAAGCGAACUCACUCAUCACCGCAUUGUACAAAUUUGCCGGCAACAUCGUGAACGUGGUUCCAUUGUCAACAACCACGCCGUCAUCCCCUCUGCGGUUCACGCUCGACAGCAUAUUCAGUGCCAGGAUAGUCGUCUCCCCUACGGAUAUCCCAGCGAGUCCAAUGCAGUAGAAAUAAGGAUGCUUCGGGUUCCAAAGCAUGGAUUCCUGUGGAG